UGGCAUUAAAGUUUGGUCACCUGACGUCACAACCUACGCUCCAAAUAUCGACGUCUAAUGACAUUGGCGUCCCACCAGGCUGCGCCUUCAGUGUUUUCACUGACUGUUAAAGAAAUGAGUGGAAGCCAAUGGCUGCUCAGAUGUGAGGAAAAAUGCUUUGAAACACUUUGAUAUAGUUUGUAAAAUUGUCAGAAAUAGUGUAUUUAUGAUUUUCAUAGCUGACAGAGUAAAACACGUAAAAUCACUGCUUUUGUUCUCUAAACUAAGCUUGAAGGAUGGAGAGGAAAUUUUAAGGAGUUUAAAAACAAGUUAAUAGUCAUUAAGUGGCUGCAGUGAUUUCUGAUUUGAUGACUGGAUGAAUUUCAGAAGCUGGUUGGUCAGCUGCACCUUGAGGUGACUGCAGAGUACGUGAGGAGGCUCCUGAAGGGACAAGUAAGACUUAAGGACAAAGAGCGACAGCUGAAGGCCUACAUGACCGUGAAGGAAAAUGCAGAGAAUCUGCACAGUUUAUUUGUCAAAAUGGGAUCAGACCAAGACUGGUUGAUGCAAAUCCUGAUCAAGAUCGCAGAAGUGCUCAAACUCCAAGACCUCCCUGCUAUUCAGAUGCAAGUAGCAUCACUGGGAACUGCUCAUCCUGAUCUCAGUGAAAAACAUGUGUCAGCAUUGCUCAAACUCAAGACCAACCUCUCGAAAGUCGACAGGAGAACUGUGAAAGAAACUCUGUCAGACACAUUAAGGGAAACAGGAAGUGUCGACCUUUCUUGUCCGUUUUUCUCCAGAGUUCAUCUGAAAUGAACUCCAGAAAAUCAUUCUGUUGUUGUCAUUUAAAAACCGACUGAAUAUCUGGUUGUAUAUUAACCCUAACCUAAGUGUGAUGAGUUGGACAGGAUAUUGAGUGACUGUAAAAUGAUGGGAUUUGUUGUUAGUUACCGAAUGAAUGUAUUAGUUCAUAUUAUUGCUGUAAACAUUUUAUUGCUCAGAAAUGUCAGUGUAUUUUUUGUUUAAAAGGACCAGUUCAGUUAUUUUUCUCACAGUGUAGCCUACAUAGUUUAUAUCAAAUGAGUUUAUUUUCAUAGUGUGUGUAUUUUGUAUAUUUUGCAUCACAUGUGCAAUAAAAGGAGAGGUCAAGAUUU
Messenger RNA from Epinephelus moara (kelp grouper), 1133 nucleotides. Its product is annotated as tumor necrosis factor alpha-induced protein 2-like. The transcript is spliced from 3 exons. The coding region runs from base 472 to 795 and encodes 107 amino acids. Gene Ontology annotation, biological process: exocyst localization; exocytosis. Gene Ontology annotation, cellular component: exocyst. Gene Ontology annotation, molecular function: SNARE binding. Lineage: Eukaryota; Metazoa; Chordata; Actinopteri; Perciformes; Serranidae. The record is from RefSeq and is a predicted model, not a curated record.